AUGGCACCGUCGGAGCAUCUGCAGCCAGAAGAGCAAGCAUGGCAAGCUAUCUUCGAUCGGCUUUGCGAGCGAUUCCCCGAUACAGGAGCAGCCAAAGUGGCUGCCAUCCUCCGAGAAAACAAUGGCCACGCAGGUCAGGCUGCAGCUGCCAUUCGGGAGCAGCAGCAGAUUCCCUCCGCCUGGCGCGAAAACCCCAAGCUGGUCACUACAGCUCUCUCCGGUCUGGUCAAGAAAACUGCCUGGCCUCAGGUGCUGGAGCUCGUGACGAGAUUAGAAGAGGUCGAGCUGAAGCCGGAUUCGAUACAUUUCAACACAGCAAUAGCAGCAGUAGCAAGGGCUGGCCACUGGACCAUGGCUUUCGAGAUGUUGAAGGCCAUGUUGGAGAGGGGCCUGCAACUAGAUGCUUUUUCGUAUUGCUCCACCAUCAGCGCAUGCGAGAAAGCAAGCGUUUGGAUCAUGGCCCUCGGUGUCCUGAAAGAGAUGAUAGAGUCCAAUCUUGGCCGAAGUACGAUUGCCUUCAGCUCUUCCAUCAGUGCUUGUGAGAAAAGCAACUGCUGGGAAGCGGCACUGCAACUCCUGGCAGCCAUGGCUUGCGACACAGUGCAGCGUAACACUAUUACUUUUAAUUCUGCGAUCACCGCAUGCAGCAGGGCACAGCGGUGGCAACUUGUCACGCAGCUGUUGCUGGACAUGUCUAAAGACCAGCUGCAACGGGACACAAUCACAUACAGUGCUGUUAUCAGUGCCUGCGAGAAAGCGAAACAGUGGCUGCUGGCCAUGGACUUUUUCCAGAAAAUGGAAGUUGCUCAGAUCCGCAAGAACACAGUGACGGUGAAUGCAAUGCUAAGUGCUUGUGGGAAAGGUUCCGCUUGGGGUAUUGCGCUGCAGAUCCUGCAGGAGAUGACGGUGCCGGCAACCCACAUUACGUACGCGAGCAUUCUCAGCACUUGUGGGCAGCAAGCCAAAUGGGAGCACACCCUCGCUAUGAUCAAGACAAUGGCUAGGUCGUGUUUCAUGGCAAACGGAGUGGAGGCAGGCUCCGCCAUAGCUGCUCUGCAAGGCGAAUUGGGAUUCGAGCGUGCUGCUGAUCUGCUCAAAGCUCUUCGAGGUGCUUACUUCGGCUCUAGCGGAUGGCAAGACAUUUUUGGAUGUGCUCGUCAUGGUGCCGAUUUCGGGCCAAUUGCCGAGAUGAGCGAAUACCGAGAAGACUUCGCAGCAAUGAGGAGCAGGCUGCCUAGACUGCCUUCAUUAACGCUGCUGUACCAGUCCGAUGGCCUCGUCGCUGUCUCCAAACCUGCCGGCUUCUCCACAGAAGAUGUACUCCGCUUCCUGUCUGCGAAGCUGAAGACCAGGAUAACACAAGUCUCCCGCUUGGACCGGCCCACAUCUGGCGUGCUGCUUGCAGCAGUUGGCAGCACAACUAGCCUCCAAGCAUGGUGGCUCUUGGCACAGUUUGCGGGGCGCCUCAUAUCCAAAAGCUACUUGUGUUUGUGCAUUGGUCUAGCACCAGCCGGAGCAGAAAGGGAAGUUUCAAGCCCACUGCUGACCACUCACUCUAAAUCUGCUGGAAACGGAUACAGCUGGACAGAGGUAUCUUCAGCCGGUCUGCCAUCAACGACUCGCUACAAGGUUUUGGCCACGUUCACAAGGCAGCAUCUGCUCGAAGAAGGAGUCUGUUUGCUACAGGUGUGGCCUGUGACUGGAAGGACUCACCAAAUCCGGGCGCACUUGGCCAGUGUGGGCUUGCCUUUGGUGGGCGACGACAAAUAUAACAAGGCGAGCAACGCCUCCGGGGAAGGCCUUGAUGAGCAGCGCACGCUUGCCAUUUCGCAGUGGUGCCCCACGCUGUUCCUGCACUGCUGGGAGCUUCGUUUCUUAGGUCUGGACGAAGAGCCCCUCCGCGUCCGUGCUGACCUGCCUCUGCCACUGCGCCGAGACCUUGGUGGCACUGGCAAGCGAGAGGUUGAUCCUGAUGACCAGGAGCACGUGAAGACACUCCUUACGAGUCCCGUCAUGUUUGCCGCGGUGUGCAAGGAGAAUUUUCGGAAAUUCGACGCCAAUGGUGACGGAGUGCUGAGCUGGUCGGAGGUUUUGCCCCUCGUGAACAGCCUUUACGAGAGUUUCGGCUUGCAGCCGCCACGCGAGGGCAACCUGCGCUCAUUUUUUGAUGCCACAGACCUGAACAAGGACGGCGUUCUGUCAGAGAAGGAGUUCAAGAAGUUCUUCGAGUGUUUUCUGCGCUAUGCAUUCUUUGAUGUUGUGCAGAAGGAUUCUGCAAACAACAAAGCACAAGGUGUCACGGAAGCAAAGGGGCCGGAGGAGAAUGAGCGAGCAGAGAAGGCUGAAGAGAGAAGGUCUGCAAGUUGCACUGCAAAUCCAGCGCCAUCGGCGGAUAUAAGAGGAGGCUACGAGAAACAGGCUCGAGUAGCGCAAGGAGCGCAGGGAAGCCCAGGUGCCCUGCCUUUUCGCGUCAUUGCUCCCCAUGGAAUUUCCUGGAGGAGAAGCCCCGAAUUCAACGACAGACUGGACAGCAGCGUUGGGGCAGGGGAAGUGGUGAAGGUACUUGAACAGUGGGUGAAAACCGACAGAGGUUGGCUUCCAUUGCAUGACGCACGUGGCAAACCCCUUCUGCAGCCCGUGGAGGACCCUGAAGCUGCUCGGCGCGUCCCAGCAGGAGCUGCUGGGCCGGCUUUCACAGCCUGCAGGCGCGAGAAGAAGCCGAAAGAGGCCGAUGCCUCGCAACCUGAUGGCCGACGCCUUGGUUCUGCCAAGUCGUUGGCGUUCUUCUGGAUGCUUGCAGCUAGGGCCCACUGGGUUCACUGGCACGACCAGUCGGCCAUAGAUGGGAAACCACGCAGCCUGUUUAAGCAGGGUUUCCAUCGCGACUGA
Symbiodinium sp. CCMP2592 is the source of this 2889-nucleotide messenger RNA. The record is from the annotation of a GenBank genome assembly. NCBI's taxonomy places the organism in Eukaryota, Dinophyceae, Suessiales, Symbiodiniaceae.